Molecule: messenger RNA, 2540 nt
Organism: Cololabis saira (Pacific saury)
Lineage: Eukaryota; Metazoa; Chordata; Actinopteri; Beloniformes; Belonidae
Gene: stk24a
Product: serine/threonine kinase 24a (STE20 homolog, yeast)
Exons: 11
Coding region: 385-1689 (434 amino acids)
Biological process (GO): protein phosphorylation
Molecular function (GO): protein kinase activity; ATP binding
Source: RefSeq, a predicted model, not a curated record
UGAAAAUGACAUUAACAAAGAUGGCGCUGGGAGACAGGGAAAAGUGAUGAAAGAAUAGAACAACAAACGGCGCAACUGCAUGCAAAACGUGCGUUUAUUUACCUUUUCCAGCCGAAUCCCAUCACACACGUGUCUUAUCGCCGCGCAGCAGACAGGCGACGGCGCUGAUAAGGCUUGUCGAGGCACAUUAUCCUGCCAGCCGUCCGCCAAGUAGCAGCUAAAGCGGCUAACGCCAACUGCGGAAGGAAAGAGGAGACGAGAAGAAGAGCCGCAGGACAAGUAAACACACUUUAACCAGCCUUGACAGUCGUCUUCUGGAGAAGUGUUGUCACUCCUUUUGUUAAGGAGAGCUGAAGAGACAAGGAUCUUUGCUUAUUUGACGCCAUGGCUCUAUCCCCUGUUCAGAUAGGACUGACGGGGAUUCAGAAUUUCACUGCUGAUCCAGAGGAGCUUUUCGUUAAGUUGGAAAGAAUAGGGAAAGGCUCUUUCGGGGAAGUCUUCAAAGGCAUCGACAAUCGGACUCAGAAAGUUGUGGCCAUUAAAAUUAUUGAUCUGGAGGAGGCUGAGGAUGAAAUAGAAGACAUUCAACAGGAAAUCACAGUUCUAAGCCAGUGUGACAGUCCAUUUAUCACCAAGUACCAUGGAUCUUAUCUCAAGGGUACAAAGUUAUGGAUUAUUAUGGAAUAUUUGGGUGGAGGAUCCGCUCUUGAUUUGCUGGAGCCAGGCGGCCUGGAUGAGAUGCAGAUUGCCACAAUCCUGAGGGAAAUCUUGAAAGGCCUCGAAUAUCUCCACUCUGAAAAGAAGAUACACAGAGAUAUCAAAGCUGCCAAUGUGUUGCUGUCAGAACAAGGUGACGUGAAGCUCGCAGACUUCGGCGUGGCGGGCCAGUUGACGGACACGCAGAUAAAAAGGAACACUUUUGUUGGAACGCCUUUCUGGAUGGCACCUGAGGUCAUAAAGCAGUCCGCUUACGACUCAAAGGCAGACAUCUGGUCAUUAGGAAUAACUGCGAUAGAGCUGGCUAAAGGAGAGCCGCCACACUCUGAACUUCAUCCCAUGAAAGCCUUAUUCCUCAUCCCAAAGAACAAUCCACCGACACUGGAAGGAAGCUACAGUAAACCCCUUAAAGAGUUUGUUGAAGCCUGUUUAAACAAAGAGCCUAGUUUUAGGCCGACUGCCAAAGAGUUGUUAAAGCAUAGAUAUAUUGUCAGGCAUGCCAAAAAGACGACCUAUCUGUCGGAACUGAUUGACAGGUACAAGAGAUGGAAGUCGUCGCAGUCACGGGAGUUGAGCUCCGAUGAAUCCGAUGAGGAGCCGGAUGGUCAGGCAUCUGGGGGGAACGGCGCUAGCGAUGACUGGAUAUUCAACACCAUGAAGGAGAAGGACCUGAAGCAGAUGAUGGAGGUGGUUCAGAACGGGGCAGCACAACCUGCUGAAUUAGAAAGGGAGGAGGUGCAGGAGAGUCCAAAGAGGCCUUUGUCAGAAAGCUUAGCAACUAUAUUCUCUCCACUGUUCUCUGAGCUGAAAGAAAAGAACAAGACGAUUAACGGCAAGCCAGAAGCUGCGGAGAAGCUGAGGGACGCCAUUUUCAACGCAGAGGAGACUCACCCAGGGAUCUGUGACUCUUUGGUGGCUGAACUUCUGCAGAGACUCAAGAGGUUUUCGGUGCCGCAUGCAGCCGCUCACUGAGAGGUGCUUCGUCCGACUCUCUUCUACUUCUCCACCCUGGUGACAGCCGUCAGAUCUUUUCCUCUGACCUCUGCAGCUCAGAUGAAGUCUCCCAGGAAGGUCUCCAUCCCUCGUUUGCCUGAAGCAAGUGCUGGCCUACUUACUGUCACUUUAACGAUAGCACAGCAGCUGCCACCUGCCUAUGAUGUCCUUUCUCAGUCUCAGUACCUGCUUCUUAGUGUUUUUUUGUUUAAGUGGGGUUGGAUAUAUUUCUAGAAGGAUUUUUUUUUUUUGCUGAAUAUGUCUUUUUCAUAAAGAUUCACACUCGGCAUCCUUUUGGAGAAACAACAAAUUGAAUUGAUUGUGUGUGUGUGGCUGCGCGAGAUACCCAGUACCGCGUUGAGAAGUGGGCAUUUUUGGAGUGGCGAGUGGGUUGAGACAUUGUUUUGAAAACUCAGGUAUCCUUCUUUACGUUAAUUGAUUCUCUCGGAGACGGACGGAGCUCCUACAGGGUGGUUGUACAGACUUGUAAAUAAUGUCAUUUCUACAGAUUCGUGGAGACAUAAUGAAGCGAUUGAGAACCACUGUGUACACACGGACGAAUGCAGACUGUAGAUAAUUGUUGUUGGGUAAAUAUUUUACGACUAAAGGGGCCACCAAUGAGAUUGCCUUUUUUUCGUCCUUGUUCUUUUGUAUAUGAGACUUCUGAUUUUUUUCCUUUUGCAGUUGUAAAGUUUUUAAAUGCUCAUCCCGUGAAUGAAAAUUGCUGCCCUCUUAUUCUCAUUAUUGAUUUGCUAGAUGAUCAUUUUUUGUAACUUUUCGGAUUUACACUCUUUGCUGUGAGAGUUGUUUGUUUUUUUUGUUUUUUUUUU